Molecule: messenger RNA, 546 nt
Organism: Cladophialophora carrionii CBS 160.54
Lineage: Eukaryota; Fungi; Ascomycota; Eurotiomycetes; Chaetothyriales; Herpotrichiellaceae
Exons: 2
Coding region: 1-546 (181 amino acids)
Source: RefSeq, a predicted model, not a curated record
AUGUCGUCCGAAGCGGUCGACGACCAACUGAUCAAAAGAAUCAAAGAUGAGAUCGAAGUGAUCACGGGCGACGAGCUUCCGAGAGAUUUCAUCCGUUAUGGGCCUUCUUUCACUCGCCAGUCCCUCAAGAGGCUGGUACACGGGACGAUGCUGGCCGAGUUCGGGCGCGAUUACCUGAUUCAAAAUGACGCGCUGGAGGUGUUGCUGCUAUUUGCGCAGUUCCACGUUGCUUGCAUCAUGAGAGGUACGUAUCUCUGGCGUGCACAGACCCUGAAGAGUGAGCUCUCUUACUCUGUCUGCUCGGAUGACACCUGGAGAAAGAGGCAAUUGCUAACAGCCACCUUCCCGCGAAUAGCUGCCAACUUGGCUGCCCGAAUGGCCAGGCGACGAACCGUCGAGGGCGAGGAUUUCGCGCUUGCGACCAAGCUGCUCGAGGAGAAGGAGCACCAGAUGAUGUUGAAGAGAGCAUAUGAGAGAUGGGUUCGUAAGGAUCGAAUGGGGGGACUGCGAUACAGUUUGAGGACGCGGGGCUGGUAUGGCUGGUGA